Didymosphaeria variabile is the source of this 1107-nucleotide messenger RNA. RefSeq lists its product as uncharacterized. The record is from RefSeq and is a predicted model, not a curated record. The coding region runs from base 1 to 1107 and encodes 368 amino acids. The transcript has a single exon. Gene Ontology annotation, molecular function: NADPH dehydrogenase activity; FMN binding. Lineage: Eukaryota; Fungi; Ascomycota; Dothideomycetes; Pleosporales; Didymosphaeriaceae.
AUGUCGAGUUCAAGACUUUUCCAGCCCCUCAAGCUCGGGGAUAUUCAGCUUAACAACCGAGUUGCAAUGGCCCCGCUAACUCGGUUCCGUGCCGAUGAGAACCAUGUGCCCCUCCCUAUGGUUGCAGAGUACUACGCUCAGCGUGCUUCGACUCCUGGAACCCUUCUCGUUACAGAAGCCACUUUAAUCUCUCACCAGGCUGGUGGAUAUGCCAACGUGCCGGGAAUCUACACUCAGGCGCAGAUCGACUCAUGGAGUAAAGUGACAGAAGCGGUGCAUAAGAAGGGCAGCUUCAUCUACCUUCAGCUAUGGGCGCUCGGCCGUGUUGCCAGUCCCGCGCAGGCUGAGAAAGAAGGCAUCACUAUCAAGACGUCCAGCCCCGUGCCGCUUGGCGAGGGCUACGCAACACCGAAAGAGAUGUCCAUCGAAGAGAUUAACGAGACUAUCAACGACUACGCACAAGCUGCUAAGAACGCAAUCGAAGCCGGCUUCGACGGUGUGGAGCUCCAUGGCGCUAACGGCUACCUCAUCGACCAGUUUCUCCAGGACAAGGUCAACCAGCGCAAAGACUCCUACGGAGGAUCCGUAGAGAACCGUUCGCGCUUCGCCUUCGAGGCCGUCAAGGCUGUUGUUGACUCCAUCGGUGCUAAGAAGACUGGUAUCCGUCUUUCUCCCUUCAGCGUCUUCCAGGGCAUGAAGAUGGACGACCCUCAUCCGCAAUUCAAGGACAUCAUCAAGAAACUCGAUUCGCUCAAUGACCUGGCUUACAUCCACCUGGUCGAAUCCCGCAUCGACGGCAAUGCCGAUAUCGACCCGAAUCCUGCUGAGCAGCUCCAACCUUUCGUAGAUACAUUCCGCAACCCCGUUCUCAUUGCCGGAGGUUUCAAGCCGAAAUCUGCGCAUGAUCUGGUCGACAAGCAGUAUCCCAACAAGGACGUUGUCGUUGUCUUCGGCCGCUACUUCAUAAGCACGCCAGAUCUCGUGUUUCGUUUGGAGAAGGGUAUCGAGUUGACCCAGUACGACCGCGAUAGUUUCUAUAUGCCCAUGAAGGCGGAGGGGUACACUGACUACCCUUUCAGCAGGGAGUUUUUGUCUACGCAGGCAUAG